AUGGCUAAUCAACAUAUUUAUUUCUCUGAGCUCAAGGCUGGUCGCUGUCGGGAGAGUGUUAGAAGACGAAACCUUCUCAAUCUCCCGCCACCUCCUCCGACGUCGUUUUCAUCGUUACCUCACGAUGUAGUCCUCAACUGUUUGGCUCGCGUCUCAAGAAGCUAUAGUCCAAUCUUAUCUCUCGUCUCCAAGAGUUUCAGAACACUCAUGACCUCACCUGAGCUCCACGCAACACGAACCCUAAUCGGGAAAACAGAGGAUUGCCUCUACGUCUGCUUAGACCUUGACAAUAAUAACCCUAAUCCUCGCUGGUUCACACUUUCACAGAUCCCCGAACAACAGAAACUCAUACCAAUCUCUCUGACUCACUAAAAGUUCAUAUCGGUUUUUUCAGUUGGUUCAGCGAUUUACAUGAUCGGAGGCUUCCACAAGAGAAAGGGAAAGAGAAGCAGAAACGUGUCGAUCCUCGACUGUGGAACGUUAACUCAUCAGUGUCGUAGACUCCCUAAACUGCGUGUACCUCGAAGAACUCCAGAAGUCUACACGGAUGUAGUCCACGGUAACAUCUAUGUGGUUGGAGGCAGCAGGGCUAUUAAGGACUAUGGAGAGAUUUACAAUCCAAAGAUCCAAACGUAGGAGCCGUUAUCGCCGAGUGUGGAUCUAUAUGGAUUGAAAAAGUGUGCCCCCUUGAAUAUUUGUACAGUAGAGGGAGAUAAUAACGUGAAGUGUGUAAUAUCGGUUGAGAAAGGGAAACUAGUUUGGUGCAAUGACGGUUGGAGUUUGGUCAGGGGGCUUGAAGGGUUGUCUUCAAAUUCAUGUUUUCCAAAUAAUCUUGUUUCGGUGGCGAGUUUGGGCAGAGGAGGAAGAGUGGCGGUUUGGUGGAAGAAGGUGGAGUUUGGUCGCCAAGGUCGGCAUUAUACUAACCAAUGCAAAACUGAUAUUUGGUGUGCUGAGAUUUCGUUUGAGAUGCGACCUUGCUUGCUUCCUCCGGGAUUACAGCUUGAUGAGCUUUGGGGAGUUGUGGAAUGGUCUAAGAGUGUGUUUACCGUUGAUGGAUGUGAUUGUGGUUAUGACUUCUUUCUACAUUCUGCUGUUGUCACACUUUGAUUGAUCCCCCAUGCAUUCUCUUAUUUUAGUUUUACGUAG
Brassica rapa (field mustard) is the source of this 1146-nucleotide messenger RNA. RefSeq names its product putative F-box/kelch-repeat protein At5g02980. NCBI's taxonomy places the organism in Eukaryota, Viridiplantae, Streptophyta, Magnoliopsida, Brassicales, Brassicaceae. The record is from RefSeq and is a predicted model, not a curated record. Gene Ontology annotation, molecular function: protein binding.